Messenger RNA from Austrofundulus limnaeus, 460 nucleotides. It is a transcript of the gene micos10, whose product is annotated as mitochondrial contact site and cristae organizing system subunit 10. The transcript has 4 exons. NCBI's taxonomy places the organism in Eukaryota, Metazoa, Chordata, Actinopteri, Cyprinodontiformes, Rivulidae. The record is from RefSeq and is a predicted model, not a curated record. Gene Ontology annotation, cellular component: mitochondrion; MICOS complex; mitochondrial inner membrane. The coding region runs from base 42 to 269 and encodes 75 amino acids.
GAGCAGUGUUUUGUCCCUGUUAGCUUGGAGCGCAGCUAAGUAUGUCCGAGAAGGAGCUUGGGAAAAAGUGGGACCGAUGUCUCGCAGACGGUGUCAUUAAAAUCGGUACUGGCCUGGGAUUAGGGAUCGUCUUCUCAGUCCUAUUCUUCAAACGGCGCACAUGGCCGAUUACGUUAGGCUCCGGAGCCGGACUUGGCAUGGCCUACGCCAACUGUCAGAACGACCUGAGGGCACAUUAUCUGCAGCACAUAAGCCAAAAGGAACAGUAACUGCAAGUCGUCGUGUCAUUUUAAAGUUUUGCUUUWGCAGUGAUUUUGUCUGCGGGAGCCUCAUCAAUCAUUUGCACUGGUCUCCAGUUGGAUUGGUGUCUGCCUGUUGAUUCUCUGUCCUCUGUAUGAUUUGUAUGUGCCUGAUCAGGACAGUCUGUUUUUAUUUAAUAAAAUAAUUAUAACAAUGAAAA